Molecule: messenger RNA, 4324 nt
Organism: Trematomus bernacchii (emerald rockcod)
Lineage: Eukaryota; Metazoa; Chordata; Actinopteri; Perciformes; Nototheniidae
Gene: shprh
Product: SNF2 histone linker PHD RING helicase
Biological process (GO): nucleosome assembly; DNA damage response; protein polyubiquitination
Cellular component (GO): nucleosome; nucleus
Molecular function (GO): DNA binding; ubiquitin protein ligase activity; ATP binding
Source: RefSeq, a predicted model, not a curated record
CGGUGCGUGUGAUGCUCCUCGCCGGGAUAAAGGAGAUGAAGACGGGUCGAGGCGUCUCCAUUAACGCCGUCUUCUCUUACAUCCGAGCGUCGUACGGCUGCGACUUCCUGAGGAACCGCGGCCACGUGAAGAAGACUCUGACGAAGCUGAUCGACGAAGGCCUGGUGGUUCGGGUCAAAGGUCGCGGGCUGGCCGGCUCCUUCAAGCUGGGGAAGAAGUGCAAAGAGAGCGAGAAGACGGCAGCUGCUGCGUCUAUCUCCAAAGUAACAGAGAGUACGCCGAGGAAAACGUCUCGGAGACGAGCCAAAGAUAAAGCUGAGGUCGCUCUGCACAACUUUCUGCUGACGGAGGAGGAGAGAGAGGAGGAAGAGGAGGAGAAGGAGAAGAGAGAGGAGGAGGCACGUCCACGGCUCAGAGCUCAAAGUGCUGGGAGACGUGAUGAGAGAGAGGAGGAAGCAGACUCUGAGAUGAAAUGUGAGGAUCAGAGCGACUCCAGAACCUCCUCACAGGAAGUGGGAGAUCCCCCCCCCCUCCUCCCCUCCCCAGACUCCCGGUUCGAGUGCCUGUGCGGGGGGGAGUCGGGGUUUUAUGACGGGAAGCACCUGGUGCAGUGUCUGAGCUGCGAUCUGUGGCAACACGCCCUCUGUGUGAACUACCUGGAGGAGAGCAGGAGCUCCAGACCCUUCUACUGCCCGCACUGCCUGGUGGCCGCCCCCCCCCUCUGCUCCGGGGCCACGCUCAUCAUCUCCCCCAGCUCCAUCUGCCACCAGUGGGGCGAGGAGAUCCAGAGGCAUGUCCAUGGCUCAGAGCUCAGAGUGCUGGUGUACCAGGGGGUGAAGAGGCACGGCUUCCUGCAGCCGCGCCUCCUCGCCCAGCAGGACGUCGUCAUCACUACGUACGACGUCCUGCGCUCAGAGCUGAACUACGUGGACAUCCCGCACAGCAACAGUGAGGACGGGCGGCGCUUCAGGAACAGGAAGCGGUACAUGGCCGUGCCCAGCCCCCUGGUGGCCGUGCAGUGGUGGCGCAUCUGUCUGGACGAGGCUCAGAUGGUGGAGUGUCCCACCGCCAAGGCUGCAGAGAUGGCCCUCCGUCUGUCCUCAGUGAACCGCUGGUGUGUGAGCGGCACGCCUGUGCAGAGAGGACUGGAGGACCUGUACGGCCUGGUUCUGUUCCUGGGUGUGGAUCCGUUCUGGGUGAAGCACUGGUGGCUGCAGAUUCUCUACAGGCCGUUCAGACGAGGAAACACGGCGCCGCUCUACAGAGUCAUCGCUCAGAUCCUCUGGAGGUCCGCCAAGAAGGACGUCAUCGAUCAGAUCCAGAUCCCCCCCCAGACGGAGGAGGUUCAUUGGCUGAACUUCUCCCCGGUGGAGGGUCACUUCUACCACCGGCAGCACGAGGUGUGUUCCCAUGAUGCACUGCUGCAGCUCAGGAAGGUCUCUGAUUGGAGCCUGAAGCUGGGCAGUCUGGACCGGCGCAGCGUUCAGAACAUCCUGAACCCGCUGCUGAGGCUGAGGCAGGCGUGCUGCCACCCGCAGGCCGUCAGGGGCGAGUUCCUGCCGCUGCAGAAGAGCACCAUGACGAUGGAGGAGUUGCUGAAGUCUCUGCAGAAGAAAUGUCGAGUGGAGUGUGAAGAAGCUCACAGACAGCUGGUGUGUGCUCUCAACGGACGAGCAGGCAUACACAUCAUCAGAGGAGAGUAUUUGGAGGCCGUGGAGAUGUACAGAGAAGUGCUUCGAUCCUCAGAGGAACACAAAGGACGCCUGAAGACCGACUCACUGCAGAGACUUCAUGCGACCCACAACCUGAUGGAGCUGCUAAAAGCAAAGCAUUCUGGGAUACCUCCCACGCUGAGAGACGACCGACUCAGUGACGAGGCAGAGCAGCUGAAACAGCAUUAUAUGACUAAAUACGACUCUGAGGUUUCCGACGCUCUGCAGGCGCUGCAGCCGGUCCUGCAGAGCAUCAAGGAGCUGAGACGCAAAGUGAAGCUGAACUCCCCCUGGUGGCUGGAGGUGGUGCAGCGGGCGGUUCGAUGCUCCACUGACGACGAGCUGGUUUCUCGUAUCAAGAACGAUCUGACGUCGAGCUACAAGCAGCAGGCCAGCAAACUCAGCAUGGCAGACAAGUUCAGGGACGCUGUGGGUCUGCAGCUCCUCCUCACCUCUCAGAUUGAGGACCUGACGAAGAGCCAGAAGACGGUUCAGGACGCCGUGAAGAAGCUGGAGGGCCCGGCGUCACGAGAGGUCAUCGAGGAGGUCACCCUCUGCCACCUGAGACCCCAGAGACUACCUCUAAACAAUUGUGUUUUCUGCAAGGCCGAUGUACUCUUCACUGACUACGAGUCCAAGCUGUUUUCACACACGGUGAAGGGUCAGACGGCGAUCUUCGAGGAGAUGAUCGAGGACCAGGAGGGGAGUCUGAUGGACGACCGGCUGCCCACCACCAGCAGAGGAUUGUGGGCCACCAGCGAGACGGAGAAAAGCCUGAAGGCAAUCCUCGCCUUCGCCAAACUGAAGCGCCUCGAUAACGAUCUGCUGGAGGAAGGAAACACCUUCAUGGAGCUGCUCGAGUGCUGGAAGAAGGAGUACAAGGUGUUGCACGAGUACUGGAUGGUCCUCAGGAAUCACGUGUCGGCCAUCGAUGAACUCGGCAUGGCGACGGAAAGACUUCGAGUUCGUCUUCCUGAUGAACCCAAACCCAAACUGCUGCACAUCAUCGAGCCCCACGAGGUGGAUCAGAACCAGCAGAAGCUUCUGAACGACCAGGCGCUCGCUAAGUCUCAGCUACAGAAGAAGCUGGGCCAGGUGCUCUACCUCAACAACCUGGAGAAGUCGCAGGACAAAUCCAACAAAGAGCUGAACCCCGAGCCGUGUCCCAUCUGUGCCCGGCCCCUGGGACAGGAGUGGGCGGUGCUCACCUGCGGACACUGCUUCUGUAACGAGUGUAUCUCCAUCAUGGUGGAGCAGUACAGCGUGGGCUCCAGACGCAGAGCCAUCAGAUGUGCAGUCUGCAGACAGAUCACCUCCCACGCCGAGAUCUCAUACGUGUUCACCACCCAGGCCUCAGGAGAGGACCAGGACAUACCUGUACAGGGCAGCCACUCGACCAAAGUGGAGGCCGUGGUCCGGACCCUGAAGAAGAUCCAGCUGAUCGACCCGGGGGCCAAGUGUCUGGUGUUCUCCACGUGGCUCAGUGUGUUGGACAUCAUCUCUAAGGCUCUGUUCGACAACAACAUGGAGUUCUCUCAGAUCAACGGCAUCCACAAGUUCCAGGACAAUCUGUGCUCCUUUAAAUACGAGGAGCAGAUCAACAUCCUGCUGCUGCCUCUGCACACCGGCUCUAACGGUCUGAACAUCAUCGAGGCGACCCACGUUCUGCUGGUGGAGCCGAUCCUCAACCCGGCCCACGAGCUGCAGGCCAUCGGGAGGGUGCACCGCAUCGGGCAGACCAAGCCGACGUUUGUCCACAGAUUCCUCAUUAAAUCCACCAUUGAAGAGAGGAUGCAGGCGAUGAUGAAGACAGCAGAGAAAAGUCACACCACCACCAUGAAGCACUCGGAGGCCGCCGUGCUGACGGUGGCCGACCUGGCUGAUCUGUUCACUGAAGAACAUCUGGAGUCCAUGUGAACACCUGGACACACACACACACACACCUGCAGAAGACACACACAUACACACACACCUACAGAAGAUACACACACACCUGCAGAAGACACACACACUCUUCACACAGUGCUGCUGAUAGAAAACUCUGAUUUUGCACAUUUGAACUUUUUUUAUAGAAACUUACAUUCCCAAAAGGACAUUUUAUCAGGUGACGGACAGCAGGCUGCAACACGUCUGGUAUUGUAUUUUAAAUUCUGAAUGCCUUUUCUCACUUUUUGUCAUCAAUUACUACGUCUGCUGUUUGUUCGAUGGUCACAUUUUGACUACAUUGUGUACAGGAAUGUUGCUUGUUUUAGUCUUUUAUGAAAUAUUUGGAUUUAUACACAGGGGUUGAAACUAAAUGUAAGUUUAAAUAUCGAUUAAUUGGCUGAUUAUUUUCUAGAUUUGGUUUUUAAAAUGUGGUAAAAGAGUGUAAAUGUCCAUCCUUGUUUUUUAAAGUCCACGGUAAUGUUGUUACAUGUGUUUUUUAGUUCAAUCCAAAAGAUAUUCACUUUAAAAUGGUAGAAAACGAGGAAAAUCUCAAUUUCUGACAUUUGUGUAUGUAAAACGGACUUUCUGUGGCAGCUCUAUCAUGUACAAACCUCUCAAUGUAGAAAACAGAGGAUUGAGAUCUCCUCCGAGCAUUCAGGAAUAAACACAAUGAUGUUGUUCCGACA